GCGCGGCCAUGGCGCUCCUGCUCUCGGCUCUGCGCGUCCUGCUGGGCGGCUUCUUCGCGCUCACGGGGGCGGCCAAGCUCUCAGAACAGCUCUCGGCUCCGGCGUCGGAGCAGAUGAAAGCCCUGUUCGUGCAGUUUGCUGAGGUGUUCCCGUUGAAGGCGUUCGGCUACCAGCCAGAUCCGGUGAGCUACCAAACAGCUGUGGGCUGGCUGGAACUGCUGGCUGGGUUGCUGCUGGUCAUGGGCCCACCGAUGCUGCAAGAGAUCAGUAACUUGUGCUUGACCCUGCUCAUGAUGGGGGCUAUCUUCACCUUGAUGUCUCUGAAAGAGUCACUAAGCACCUGUGUCCCGGCCAUCGUCUGCCUGGGGUUCCUGCUGCUGCUGGAUGUCUGCCACCUCUUAGGCUAAACUAAGAAGGCGAUCAGACUCACUGCGAAGAAGACUCCAAGUGCAUUCAAGGAAUCGUGGGAAUAGAGAGUCUUUGCUCUUCAUACCAUGCAGCUGUCACAGCAGGAACAGGGUAGAACACGCAGAGUCUACCACCUUGUUACCAAUACGUCCAGGGCCAUCCAGUAUUGAAGGAGAUGUCUGCCUGGCCCUGCUUUUUCUCUUCAACUUUACUGCUCUUUUUUGAGGGGUACAUGUUAUACAUACUAACAUUCCUAUGUCAUAUGAAAAUUGAAAAGAAAUUUAAAUCAACCAAAAUUCUAAUGUCCCAAAAUAACCACUUUUAAUGCCUUAGUAUACCUCUCAACUUUUUUCCGUGCCUUUAUACAGAUACAUUUUUUUAAUGAAAAUGAGACCAUAUAUCCU
Molecule: messenger RNA, 812 nt
Organism: Propithecus coquereli (Coquerel's sifaka)
Lineage: Eukaryota; Metazoa; Chordata; Mammalia; Primates; Indriidae
Gene: TMEM35B
Product: ZMYM6 neighbor
Exons: 3
Coding region: 9-407 (132 amino acids)
Source: RefSeq, a predicted model, not a curated record